GACGUAGGAGCGUCUUCUAGACUUAGAAAGGGGUUUUUCUGCGUCUAAUACCUGUUUACGCAGGUGACCUUGGAGUGCGAUGCGAUCUAGAACGCCUCGUAAUUCACUUCUAUUGCCCAGUUAACAUAGUAACAAAGAUUCCCGGCGCGAAGCUUAGUUUAGUGUCCCCCAUUUCACUUCCAUGGUCAAGUGUACUUUGUGGUAGGUAAAAUGAAUUCGAUUUUGAGUGCGUUCCUGCAGAAUAAGAAACCGUUUGCCCGGAAAUUCGAAGGAUGCCGGGAAGAGCGCUAUAUCCACGUGAGGAACCUACGCGGGUCCAAAUCUAGGCUUGGGCCAACCGUGGUUCUUAUUUAUGUGCAGACAGUUCAGCUCACGAGUGCCGCAUCGAAGCGGAUAGACGCGGUGUGGGGCUGGGCGUCUGCCCCGCUGCGUUUGGCGGCAAAUAGAAUGAACGAUGCAUUGCUGGGGGAUCGUCCUCCAUCGCCGGCACGUCUAUCACAUACUUCGGAGAAACAUCCGAAGGUGACGUUAGCUGAGCUCAAUGUUUUACGCCGGCAUCGUGAACUAUGCGAUGUUGUGCUGAACGUUGGAGGACGAAAAAUAUUUGCACAUCGUGUCAUUCUAUCGGCAUGCAGUCCAUACUUUCGAGCAAUGUUCACGGGUGAGCUGGAGGAGUCACGACAAACGGAAGUUACUAUACGCGAUAUAGACGAGAACGCGAUGGAAUUGCUAAUAGAUUUCUGCUAUACGUCACACAUUGUGGUGGAAGAGUCCAAUGUGCAGACGCUUUUGCCGGCCGCGUGUCUGCUGCAGCUCGUAGAAAUCCAGGAUAUUUGCUGCGAAUUUCUCAAACGACAGUUAGACCCCAGCAAUUGUCUUGGAAUUCGAGCAUUUGCAGACACGCACUCAUGCCGAGAGUUGCUACGAAUUGCCGACAAGUUUACACAACAUAACUUCCAGGAGGUGAUGGAGAGCGAGGAGUUCUUAUUACUCCCAGUUGGUCAAUUGGUAGAUAUUAUAUGCAGCGACGAAUUAAAUGUACGAUCCGAGGAGCAAGUGUUUAACGCCGUGAUGUCUUGGUUGAAGUAUAAUGUAGCAGAUAGAAGGCAGCACUUGGCCCAGGUCUUACAGCACGUACGACUUCCAUUACUGAGUCCGAAAUUCUUGGUUGGAACUGUCGGCUCCGAUUUACUGGUUCGUUCUGAUGAAGCAUGCCGCGAUUUAGUUGACGAAGCGAAAAAUUAUCUACUUCUUCCACAAGAACGUCCAUUGAUGCAAGGACCUCGAACUCGACCACGCAAGCCAACACGUCGUGGUGAGGUUUUAUUCGCAGUCGGGGGAUGGUGUUCCGGUGAUGCAAUUGCUUCCGUUGAACGAUUUGAUCCGCAGACGAACGAUUGGAAAAUGGUGGCGCCAAUGAGUAAGCGACGCUGCGGUGUCGGGGUCGCUGUUCUGAAUGAUCUCUUAUAUGCCGUGGGUGGGCAUGAUGGCCAAAGCUAUUUGAACAGUAUAGAACGCUACGAUCCACAAACAAACCAAUGGUCGUGCGACGUGGCACCAACUACCUCAUGCCGUACCAGCGUUGGAGUGGCAGUAUUAGACGGUUUUCUGUAUGCCGUCGGUGGUCAGGAUGGUGUUCAGUGCUUGAAUCACGUUGAGAGAUAUGACCCAAAGGAGAACAAAUGGUCAAAGGUCGCCCCAAUGACUACACGCCGCCUGGGAGUGGCGGUAGCUGUAUUGGGCGGAUAUCUUUACGCUAUAGGCGGAUCGGAUGGCCAAUGCCCUCUAAAUACUGUAGAACGGUAUGAUCCCAGGCAAAACAAAUGGUGUGCUGUCAAUCCAAUGUCGACCCGACGAAAACAUUUAGGCUGUGCUGUUUUUAACAAUUAUAUUUAUGCAGUUGGUGGUCGCGACGACUGCAUGGAGCUUUCGUCAGCUGAGCGGUAUAACCCGCAUACAAAUACUUGGAGUCCAAUAGUAGCGAUGACAUCCAGGCGUAGUGGGGUUGGACUAGCUGUAGUGAAUGGACAAUUGUAUGCGGUGGGUGGAUUCGAUGGUUCGGCAUAUUUGAAAACAAUCGAAGUUUAUGAUCCUGAAACGAAUCAAUGGCGCCUAUGCGGUUGCAUGAACUAUAGAAGAUUAGGUGGUGGCGUUGGUGUAAUGCGAGCUCCCCAGACUGAAAAUUAUAUGUGGAUUCGCAAGGAUUCAGUUGUUUGAAGAAAACGGAAGUAGGGAGGAGCGACCUGACUGGCACAGGGAACCGUCUUUAAGGAAACAAUUCAAAUGAAAUUAUACUAUCAAAGUUCAUAUUGUCGAUCACACUCUAAAUUUGUACGUUUUUAAUCGAAGACGACAGUCCUUUCAGUUUAGUCAGUAGACAACCAGGGAAAUUGUAUUGAAUUAUGUUCGAAAGUGUUGUGGUCUCUCCAUUAUUUUCAUACUCCAUUAUUUCGCUCUUAGGGAAUAGUUAACGUGAAAUAUCAUUUAGCCGCGUUUUGCAUCCCGGUAGGAAUGUGUUAAUUGUUUGGAUUGAAAAAUUGCCAAUUGUCCUGGAAAGUGUACUCAUUGCUGCCACGUAAAUUACACCUACAACGAAAUUCACUUAGUCCUUUUUACUUUGUACCUUUCGUUUCAUAUACUCAAGCGAGGAAGUGAGUAUUCGCGUUUUUUUUUUCAUUUCUAGUUUCCAUUUCUGUUCUUUCGAGGGCUAAUUUUAACAAUUUGGAUUCCGAUUUUAGAAAUGAUCGCGUUAGAAUUCUCAUUUUACUGUUGAACAGGGAUUAGUCUUUGCGAACUGUGCAAAGAAUGGAAGUAUAGAGUGUAGGACAUUUGAGAAUUUUAUUGCGUAAGCUUGGAUCGCUUAAAUUCUGCAUUAAAAUUUGUUUAGUAAUCUAAAAUAUUGUGUUUGUAAUAAGAGAAGAAAAUCUAUAUAUAUGAAAAUAUAUUAAUAAAUUAUACAUAUAUGAAA
Hermetia illucens (black soldier fly) is the source of this 2968-nucleotide messenger RNA. It is a transcript of the gene dbo, whose product is annotated as kelch-like protein diablo. NCBI's taxonomy places the organism in Eukaryota, Metazoa, Arthropoda, Insecta, Diptera, Stratiomyidae. Bases 211 to 2217 code for a protein of 668 amino acids. The record is from RefSeq and is a predicted model, not a curated record. The transcript is spliced from 7 exons. Gene Ontology annotation, molecular function: protein binding.